UCACUCUAUGGUCUGCUAACAAGCUGCGGCUCCUUUAAGGACUAGUCCUGCCCCCCUCAGCUAUUUUACGAAGCUCAUUGGCUGGCGCUGCAGUACGUUGUCUGAAAGCGGUGGAGCGAAGAGUGAAGGAAUCCCUGAGAGGCAAGCUGCCCGAGUUGGUGCCUACAGCGCCUAAAGCGCUCUGCGUACUUUUUCCUGAAGUGCCUCCAGCUCUAACCUCAGUCUUUGGUGGUGCUAGUAAAUAUCAAAAAUAAGUGCCAUAGGCUGGGGAUUUAGCUCAGUGUUUCCGGCGCCUGGCUCGCAAGCUCAAGGUCCCGAGUUCGAUCCCCGGUACCAAAAAAAAAAAAAAAAGUGCCAUAAAGGCGCAUCUUGUUCAGGCAAAAGUUAAGACAACUACGGUGGAAGUGUCUGGGUCCUUCUAAGGGGCUUCCAUGCGGUUUUCCCAGAGUACACGGCGCGCAACAGCACUUUGGGGAACAUUUUGGGUGGAGCCGGCCAGCAGUGAGGCUGGGCGUGGCCCUGCACAAGACCCUAGGGCUCGAGUAUAAAAAGGCUCAGCUGGGCGGGGUGGAGACACCUAAUACUGAGGCUCAGGUUUUCCCUGUGGUUGUUGGUUGGGACUCCCCUUCUAGAACUCGAAGCCCGUCCUGUCAUUCUUUUUGCGCCUUAGAACAUCACUCUUAGUAGUUUUGACGUCUGUAAGUUGGAAGCAGUGGAACACCCACCCUAUAUAGGGAGUUUGUGAGAAUUGGGUGAGAUGAGAUUUGUCCUAUAGUAAGUACUUGGCUACCCUGGUGUAGAGUUGAGAGGAGAGCCGGCUGUGGUGGCACACGCCUGUAUUCCCAGUACUCAGGAGGCUGAGGCAGGAGGAUCGCCAUGAAUUUGAGGCCAGUCUGGGCUACAUAGUGAGUUCAGGGCCAGCCUUAACUACAAAGGGAGACCCUGCCUCAAAAAACAAAAUAAAAAGAACGGGGAUUUAGCUCAGUGGUUCCACCGCCUGCCUUGCAAGUGCAAGGUCCCGAGUUCGAUCUCCAGUACCAAAAAAAAAAAAAAGAAGAAGAAAGAAAAAGAAUUAAAGGAAUGUGGAACCAUCCCCCUGCUGAGUUUCAGUUUCCUCAUCCACAAAAUGGAACUAAUACUCCUAGUCCAUUGCCAGGAGGAGUUGGCCAGGAGCCCUGGACCCUUCUGGCCCUGGCCAGAUCCCUGGCCUGAGGACGCAGAGGAGAGAUGCCCUGGGCUGUCCUGCUCCUUGCAGCUGGCUCGUUGGCCAUCCCAGCACCAUCCAUCUUCCUGGUACCCCCCUAUCCAAGCAGCCAGGAGGACCCCAUCCACAUCUCGUGCAUGGCGCCCAUGGCUUUCCUGGGGGCGAACUUCACGCUGUACCGAGGGGGACACGUGGUGCAACUGCUGCAGGCCCCCGAGGACCAGGCUGGGGUCACGUUCAAUGUGAGUGCCAGCAUGGGCAGCGAGGUUCCCGGUGGGCAGUUCCGCUGCCAGUACAGCGUGAUGGGCGAGCACAGCCAACAGCAGCUGUCGGACCUCAGCCAGCCAGUGCAGGUCUCCUUCCCAGUGCCCACUUGGAUCCUGGCGCUCUCCCUCAGCCUGGCCGGAGCGUUCCUCCUCCUUGCUGUGCUGGUGGUCUUUGCUGUGGUGGCCAGGAAAGUUAAAGUCAAAAAUUUACAGAAGAAACGAGAACGGGAAUCGUGCUGGGCACAGGUUAACUACGCCAACACAGACAUGUCCUUCGACAACUCCCUGUUUGCCAUCUCCAAGGCAAAGAGGACGCCUUUGAAGGAAGACCCAGUGGCCACCCUGGAUGCCUGCCCUGGCAGUGCUGGACCCCGGCAGAGGCCAACCUCCACGUCCUCCUCACCAGAGGCCCCUGAGUUCAGCACUUUCCGGGCCUGCCAGUGAGGUCGAGGACUGGGGAGCCCUCCGAUCAGCUCACUGUCUCCCAAGCUGCCUGGAGGCUUUUGGGGGCUGAGGGCCUCCCCGUACUGGGAGGGGGUUGCUCCAGCUGCUGCUUUCUCAGGGAAUCGAAUGCAGGGCUUGAGGGGGACCAGGUGACUUUCCUCCCAAAAGCAUGGGGGAAGGAAUGAAGAUGUCGGCCUGGGGUUGGACGGAAAGCAAGAAGCCCCUUUGUGGACCCUCAGCUUCUCAAGACCACCAGAGAGCCGGGUGUGGUGUUUCACACCUGGCAUCCCAGUACUCGGGAGGCUGAGGCAGGGGGAUCUCUGUAAGUUCAAGGCCAGCCUUCUGGUCCCCUCCUGGGCUUUAGUGGUCUACAUUCCCUACCCCCUCCUCUCCUCCCUCAGGGUUCAGGGGUCUGCUGUGUCCCCCAACGCAGGGCCUAAGUUAUUCUAACACGUGUUGUGCGCUCACUGUG
Messenger RNA from Heterocephalus glaber (naked mole-rat), 2386 nucleotides. RefSeq names its product chromosome unknown C19orf38 homolog (gene CUNH19orf38). The record is from RefSeq and is a predicted model, not a curated record. NCBI's taxonomy places the organism in Eukaryota, Metazoa, Chordata, Mammalia, Rodentia, Bathyergidae.